AUGGAGAUAGCCCAGCACUUCAUUCGAGCAGAGAAUUUAACUGACGUUUCCAUCGCCGGACAAGGUUUAGAAUGCCUCGUCUACAAAGCUACCUCCUCAGAUCACGGAGAAGUUGUCCUUAGGGUCCCAAGAGUCAAAGUCUACCACAACGCCAACGACCCUAGCGUUGCAGCAAGUGCCCUCAUCCAGCAGGAAAUCCUCAUGUACAGUCUUCUUCAAAAUGGAUCGGUUGCUGUGCCUAAGCCAUAUAAGUACCUCGAGGAGAACGGUUAUCCGGCUAUGCUGUGCGAGUACGUGGAUGAUGAUGGAACAGAUAUCACGUUCGAGGAUAUGGGACGUGUGGCUGCGUCGAUUCAUUCCACGUCCGUGUCUGAUGCAGAUAUCAAGACAGUUGCAAUGGAGACUGCGGAUGUUUUCUCGACUAUUGAGAAAAGAAUGAAGAGACGCUUCUCCGUACUUUCUAAAACAGUACCCGAGGCUUCUACCUGGCUAACAAGCUGGGACAAAGUACACACCACCCUCCAAGAUCUCAAACGUUUCCCCUCAAGCCUUUUGCACAUGGACUUCCGCGACGUUAACCUCCGCCACAACAAAGGUCGUAUAAGCGCCGUCAUCGACUGGACGAACGCUCUCGUCGGACCAGCAGCGGUCGACAUCUUCCGCACGAUGGAGUUCAGCGAUGUGGGAGAAGGUUUCGCAAAGGGCUAUAAAGAGGUUUCGCCAUUCCCUGAGGUCACUGCGAAAGAAGAGUAUUUGCUUAGGCUUGAUGCUGCGCUUGUGCUGGCGUUGGUGUUCACAGUUGAAGCGCCGGAUGCUAUGAGAGGAGAGAUGGCUGUGGCGCGUGUGAAGGAGCUGUCGGAUAACUUUGCGGCUUCUUAG
Molecule: messenger RNA, 879 nt
Organism: Fusarium sp. VM40
Lineage: Eukaryota; Fungi; Ascomycota; Sordariomycetes; Hypocreales; Nectriaceae
Source: the annotation of a GenBank genome assembly